Molecule: messenger RNA, 1233 nt
Organism: Drepanopeziza brunnea f. sp. 'multigermtubi' MB_m1
Lineage: Eukaryota; Fungi; Ascomycota; Leotiomycetes; Helotiales; Drepanopezizaceae
Biological process (GO): iron-sulfur cluster assembly
Cellular component (GO): mitochondrial matrix
Molecular function (GO): protein binding
Source: RefSeq, a predicted model, not a curated record
AUGAAAAGCUCACACGCAAUAUUACGAAUACUCUCCCAAUCGCCAAUAUCAUACAUAUGCAGCAAUUGCCUCUCCCGCACGCUGUCUCUCGCCACCAAAACCACUCGCCUCUACUCAACGUCAACAUCCAGUCCUCCGUCCAAACCUCCCCCUUCCAAACCUCCCCCAUCAGCAGCCUACGCCCACCUCUCGAACCGCCGCCUUAUCGCCCUCACCGGCCCAGACUCAACACACUACCUCCAAGGCGUCAUCACAGCGAACCUCUCCCCGAACGCCCCGCGCACGAGCGGGUUCUACGCCGCGUUCCUGAACGCGAGUGGGCGGCUCCUGAAUGACGUCUUCGUAUACCCUUACGUUGAUGGAGGCGGAGGCAAGUAUGGAGCGGAAGGAGGAGGAGGCUGGCUGAUCGAGGUUGAUGCUAAAGAAGUGGAUGUGCUGGCUAAGCAUAUCAGGCGCUACAGGCUGAGGAGUCGGUUCGAGGUUCGGGUGCUGGAGGUGGGGGAGCGGGGGGUGUGGAGUCUAUGGGCAGACGGCAAUCACGAUAGCAAUGGUAAUAGUGACGGCGAUUUUAAUGGUAAUGGCAGGAACUGGACGAAGGGUGUUAUCGGAUGCGAGGACUCUCGCGCCCCGGGCAUGGGGAGGAGAGUGCUGCUUCCUGGCGAUCGGAAGCCGGAGGCUGACCGCGAGGAAUGCACCGAGGAGGUCUACAGGCUGAGGCGGUAUCUGAAGGGUGUGCCGGAGGGCCAGGACGAACUGGUGAGGGAGCAGGCCCUGCCACAGGAGAGCAAUGUCGAUUAUAUGGGUGGGAUUGACUAUAGGAAGGGGUGUUACGUUGGUCAGGAGCUCACGAUACGUACCCAUCAUCGCGGGGUAGUGAGGAAACGGAUCUUGCCUGUGAUGAUAUACGGGGUUGACGAGAAGGAGCCGGAGGUGCUGCAGUAUUUGGGUGGUGGAGGGGGGCUGUGGGGGGCUGAGAGUAUUCCGCGGGAGACAGGAAUUGGGAGGUGGGAGAAGAAGGGGAGGAGCGCGGGGAAGUUCCUGGUCGGUCUGGGGAAUGUAGGGUUAGGACUCUGUAGGCUGGAGACCAUGACGGAUGUGCAGUUGGCGCAGGGCGAGGGUAUUUCUAAGGGGGAGGGGGAUGAGUUUAAGCUUGAGUGGGAGCAGGAGGGGGAGGGAAGGGUAGUCAAGGUUAAAGCGUUUGUGCCAACAUGGCAUUUGGCGAGGAGUAACUAG